Culicoides brevitarsis is the source of this 1444-nucleotide messenger RNA. RefSeq names its product terpene synthase (gene qm). The record is from RefSeq and is a predicted model, not a curated record. Gene Ontology annotation, biological process: isoprenoid biosynthetic process. Bases 137 to 1096 code for a protein of 319 amino acids. NCBI's taxonomy places the organism in Eukaryota, Metazoa, Arthropoda, Insecta, Diptera, Ceratopogonidae. Gene Ontology annotation, molecular function: prenyltransferase activity. The transcript is spliced from 4 exons.
CAAACAUUUUGUAUUUCUGUUCUAAGAAGACCGCAGCAAAAAUAGUAUUGAUUUUGCAUCAAUUGUGAAGAGAUUAAUUUAAAUAACUUAGCAGCUCUCAACGACGAAUCUGAACAAGAAAAAAACAAUCUGCACGAUGGCUCCCUUUAAUGUUGACGAGUUUAAUGAAAUCCUCGAUAAGUGUCGAGAUAAGUCAUCGCAAAAGGAACAAGAUGAGAUACUUCUAUUACCUUUUGUUUACAUUCAACAAAUUCCAGGCAAGCAAAUACGUAAACAAUUGGCGCUGGCAUUCAAUCAUUGGCUAAAAAUACCCAUUGAAAAAUUACAGGCCAUCAGCGAAAUUGUUCAAAUGCUACAUAAUUCAAGUUUAUUGAUUGACGAUAUCGAGGACAAUUCUCUCCUUCGUAGAGGAAUUCCAGUUGCGCAUUCCAUAUAUGGCGUAGCAUCGACAAUCAGUGCUGCAAAUUAUGUAUUAUUUCUUGCUCUUGAAAAAGUUCUUCAAUUAGGACAUCCUGAGGCUACGCACGUGUACAACGAACAGAUUCUUGAGUUGCAUCGUGGGCAAGGAAUGGAAAUAUAUUGGCGCGAUAAUUUUCAAUGCCCAUCAGAAGCCGAAUAUAAAUUAAUGACAAUAAGAAAAACUGGAGGAUUAUUCAUGCUUGCCAUUCGUCUUAUGCAACUUUUCAGUGAUAAUAAGAAGGAUUUUACACGUCUAACUGCUAUUUUGGGACUCUAUUUUCAAAUUCGAGAUGAUUAUUGUAAUUUAAGUCUUAAAGAGUACUCUGAGAAUAAGAGCUUUUGCGAAGAUCUUACAGAGGGAAAAUUCAGUUUUCCCAUCAUACAUGGAAUCAAAAACGAAGGAGCGGAUCAUCAAGUCUUGCAUAUUUUGAGGCAACGAACUCGUGAUGUCGAAGUUAAACGAUACUGCAUUGGACUGUUGGAGAAACUUGGCAGUUUCAAAUAUACACAAGAGGUAUUAGAGGAGUUAGAUAAACAAGCUCGGAAAGAAGUUCAACUUUUAGGUCCCAAUCCAAUCAUGGAGAACUUGCUUAAUGAUCUCCUAAGUUGGAAGAACUCUGAAACUAAUGAUAAAUAAACGAGAUGACGUACUUAUUUAAAAAAGGCCGUAAAAAGAAACUUAUUCAAUACCUAUUUAUUUUAGUUUAAAUUUCGUUGUAUAACUUAUAAAUUGAUAAUCGUUUUUCCUUUUAAAAAAUGUUGAAUUUAAACCAUUCUUCAAACAUUCAAGUUUUAACUUAUAAAAAAAAUCGAAUGAUCUCAAUUCAUUUCGGUAUUAAAUAAAUUAAUACUUAUAAAAAAUUACUUAAAUAUUAGAAAAAUAGCAAGAAAUGAAAAAAAAUAUUCAAUAAAACUUUCCUCAAAACAUUAACAUAUCUUAAAAAUAUUAUGCUUCAAUUCAUUACCAAAACCAUAUCUCGAAGAA